Euleptes europaea (tarantolino) is the source of this 1001-nucleotide messenger RNA. Its product is annotated as glyoxal reductase-like. Bases 14 to 880 code for a protein of 288 amino acids. The record is from RefSeq and is a predicted model, not a curated record. NCBI's taxonomy places the organism in Eukaryota, Metazoa, Chordata, Lepidosauria, Squamata, Sphaerodactylidae. The transcript is spliced from 8 exons. Gene Ontology annotation, molecular function: oxidoreductase activity.
CAGGCGGCUCAGUAUGAGUGCCUGCGAGCUGGGCAAGGCGCAGGGGAUGCCCACCGUGCCCCUCUCCAAUGGCUUCAGCAUCCCUGUGCUGGGGCUGGGAACAUCACAUGAUGGUGGCUACUCUCAUGAUGCUGUGGUGUAUGCACUACAAAAAUGUGGCAUUCGUCAUAUUGACACAGCAAAGAGGUAUAGUUGUGAAUCACUCCUGCAGAAGGCUAUCAAAGAGAGUGGUAUCAAACGAGAAGAUCUCUGGCUUACUACCAAACUCUGGCAUACGGAUUAUGGCUAUGAGAAAACAAAACAAGCCUACUUAGAAUCCUGCAAGAGACUUGGCAUUGAAUACUUAGAUCUUUUUUUGGUGCAUUGGCCUGAUGCACAUGUCCCUGGCAAAAGCAAUCGAGAAGUUAGAGCAGAAACCUGGACGGCCAUGGAAGAGCUAUAUGAGAAAGGCUUAUGCCGCUCUAUUGGAGUAAGCAACUUUCUCAUUGAUCAUUUGGAGCAGUUAAAGGAAGACUGCCGGGUAACCCCUCAUGUGAAUCAGGUUGAAUACCACCCUUUCCAAAGACCCCAAGAACUAGUGGAUUACUGCCGGAGCAGAAAUAUUGUUUUUGAAGGUUACUGCCCGCUUGCUAAAGGUGAAGCCCUUAAUCAUUCUAAUAUAGUUCAACUUGCAAAGAAAUACGGCAGAACUCCUGCACAGAUCUGUAUUCGCUGGAGCAUACAGAAUGGCAUUGUCACUAUUCCAAAAUCUACAAAACCAGAAAGGAUCUGGGAAAAUUGUCAGGUCUUUGAUUUUUCAUUAGUAGAAGAUGAUGUUGCAAUUCUAAAUGGAAUGCAUGAUGGGAGACACAUUUCCUGGGAUCCAACCCCAAUUGUUUAAAUACCAAGGUUUUUGAUUUUAAUCUGGAAAAAGAAGAUAUGGAAUUUUUAGACUCCAUGAACAUCAACAGAAAAGUGAUUCACCUUACCUACCCAUUGUGGAAAGGAUAAUCUUAAACAAU